CAUAUAUUGGCCUCAAUGUUUGUGAUUGGUAAUCUUAACUCCAAACAUAAGACACUAGGUGCGCGUACACUAAUCAAUACAGCGAGUAAACUGUGGUAGGCAGUAACAAACUAGACUAACACCGUCCUGGACGUCUGUUCGUUAACUAAUUGUAUAUUAGAUAAUAUGUACUAUGCAUGCAGAGAUUGAAAACUAUUGGAUUUAAAUUUCGAUUUCUUAAACCUAGACGACUAAUGGUUAAUGAUGAGCUUCCGACGACCGAAGGAUAAAAAAGGUACACUUGUGGGUGAGAAAUCACAGGCGGUAUACUCAGCCAACUGGAAACUGGAUACACUACUUAGUAAAACACUUAACAUGCUGGACACGUCUAAGCGAAGGGUAUCGCACAGUAUUGCGAUAGACCAGAGGAUAGUGAACAAACGCUUUCAAACGAAACUUCAUCAAUCCAAGAUAUACAAUGCAAGAAUGACUGAGAAUCGGGAUUUGUUAAGACAGCUCACGCAUCGAGAUAACUUCAGCUUCAAUACGUCUGUUGGCCAAGACGAUAAGUAUACUGUCAAGCUAACUUCCCCUCCUAACAGAAACGUAGCUUCUGCACCGUCGAGAUCUCAAAGAUCCAGACCUGUGUGUCAAAGAAGACGACCUAAGACUACUGGUGUUAAUGGGAAUAAUGUCGAAGUUAUGGACUGUGAAGCUUCAUUAAAGAAAGCAGCUGCUUUGAAGGCACUGCAACAGCGGCUUUCAUCGUCGAGAGCCACUUCAUUUGUAUCGAAGACCCAAGCCGACGAGUCAUCGCAUCUUUCUAUCUCAUCUGGUAAUGAUCCUGCUGCCAAAUGUAUUAAUACUUGUGAAAAGAAAAAGGAGUCUCAUGAGGCUACACCUGCGCAAAAUGAUCCUAUUCAAAAUGAUAUUAGAAUACAUACCGAGGAAAAUCCCGGCGAAAAUAGUUAUCAGGACACUGAUAUCUCCGUAAUAACUAAGUUGAGUAAGAGACCAGGAACAUCUAUCGCUAGAUCAAGAAGGAAAUCAUUGGAGACGAGAGCCUUCAUCAGGGAUGCUGCUGUUGGGUCUAAAAGUGAUGGUCACUCAACAAACGAAAGGCCUAGAACAGCUUCUUGUUCCGUGUCUAAAAAAAAUCUUCCAGAAACACCUAUCAAUAGGCCUAACACUGACAAAUUAGCAGUGAAAAUGUCAACAGUUUCUAAUUUGGAUUUGAAUUGCAUAGCAGAGAAGAAGGAACCAACCGAAAACAGUCAUCGUUCUUCAGCAGCUCAACCUAAAAUUACACAUAGUCAAACGGAUGGAAAAAUGAUAGAUGAGUAUGUUCCAAACACUGUGUUAUUAGAAGAAUCAAACAUUACACAACUCGAAAAAUUACCAGACUCUAAAAUUAAUCAACAAAAACAAAACAAACUACAUAUAAAGAGAAAAUCGGUGUCUAAACAAGUUAUACCGAGUAUUUUUGGUGAGGAACGGAAGGUAACAAUAUUUGAUGUGAACAAAAAACGAAUAGAAAAUGCUAAAUUCCCAAAUCGUUUUGAUAAUUUCUUCGACAGUUUAAAGGGGCUUGAGAAUGAUCAAGAUUAUUGCGUUGACUACUACACAAUGCGUUUGCAGCAGACGUGCGAUCAAAAUGUGUACAGACAGGAAUACGAAGAAACAGAUGAAGAGAAAGUAUUUGCUAUGAAAAGCGUUGGAAAUAUAUCGGCGAGGAGCAUGACGUUUCACAAUUUAAACCAAGAUUUUAGUGACUAUCCAUCGCAAUACUUUUUAAACCCACGGUCGUCAAGUGCUACAAAAGGCUCAGUCAAAAAUGCAUGGGAUAUUGCUGAUAAAUCAAAAUAACGUUAGUAACGACAUACAUCUUUAAAUGUUUUUUUGCUUUAAAAUAUGUUUUAUUAAUAUUAUUAUUAUACACACGAUUACAAUUAAUAAAAUAUAUCGUUAACUGCAUAAAUUAAAAAAAAAAUAUUCAGUUAAGGAUUCGUUUAAGGUGCAAGGUUGGAUUAUGGACGCAUCAUUCUGUUGAUAUUUAUGUUAGAAAAGUGAUAUUUUAAAUGGGCCUAUGUAUGUACGACCAAACAAAUAUGCCUAUUAGGCAUUUACAUAAAUUUCGUCAAUCCGUUUGCAUGAACAGACGUAAUCCUCCGAGAUCUGUUAAAAACAAUGUACACGAGGGUUUUCUUUCUUGUGAAACUAUGGUCAUAUCAACCUUAUAGUCGUAUCAACCUUGUCCUGUUAAUGACGAGGUUCCUAUUUAUGUCAAAAUAAAAUUACAGUUGUGCAGUAUACAGUA
Molecule: messenger RNA, 2296 nt
Organism: Anneissia japonica
Lineage: Eukaryota; Metazoa; Echinodermata; Crinoidea; Comatulida; Comatulidae
Exons: 1
Coding region: 241-1845 (534 amino acids)
Source: RefSeq, a predicted model, not a curated record